Messenger RNA from Striga asiatica, 1676 nucleotides. The record is from the annotation of a GenBank genome assembly. Lineage: Eukaryota; Viridiplantae; Streptophyta; Magnoliopsida; Lamiales; Orobanchaceae.
UUGUAUUUAAGCUCAAUAAAAAACUUUGAAGCAGAUAAAAAAAAAAAAGACAGAAUAAAGAAGAGAUGUAUUUCAAGUCAUGAAAAAACUGAGCGAAAAUUUUCAUGAAAUUUAUGAGAGCCAAAAUAGUUCAUCCUCUGAAAAUUGUUCUAGCGAAGAUAGAGACACCAUGGAUUGUCCAUAUAUGGAAAAGAGGAAGAAGAGGAAGAAGAAGAGCAUAAUGCUAUUGGAAAGCUCGAAAAAGGGUUCUUCAAGAAAGCCUAAAAGUGUCAAAUCCAAGGAUAAACAAGUUUGCUCAGAAAAUUCCAAGAAAUCAAAAAACAGCGUCUCGAGAAAGAGGACUCGGCAAACCGACUUAUACGAUGAUAUCGAGUCAAAAUUUUCAGUCAUGGAGCGUGCGGAUAGAGUGCUUGCACGCCUAGAAAACGAGCUCGAACUCCCGUUUUUCUUGAAGUGUAUGCUCCCCUCGAAUGUCUCUCAUGGAUUCUGGCUGCAUCUACCGAAAAAAUUCUGCAGUCUUCAUUUGCCAAAUCACGACACAUCUAUAAUUUUGGUGGACGAAUGGGGAAAUGAGUACAAAACAUCGUAUCUUCUCGAGAGGCAUGGCUUGAGUGCUGGGUGGAGAGGCUUCUCUAUUGCUCACAGACUAUUAAAAGGCGACAUACUCAUUUUCCAUUUGACCGCACCUUGUAGAUUACAGGUGCACAUUGUGAGAGUGCACGGCUCGGAUGUCGUUAGUGCAGCUCUUUGCCUCAUGGAAUUGGAUGCUUUUGGAAGAGGAGAAGAUGCUGAUCUUGAGAAGAAGGAUAAAAGGAAGCGUAAAAGGACAACAAAGUAUGUGGAGCCUUUUCUGCCUGAUAUCUCCACACCUUUGGAGAAUGCCAAAGGGAAAAACGUGCUCGAUCAGUCCACGAGUACCGUGAAUGGUUUUAGCUCCGAAUUUACACAAGGUUCUGAAACUGCUGUUCGACCUCAAUCUAAGAACGCCAUUUACUAUCCCGAGCCUUCAUUUUUGCACGAACAUUCUUUUGAGGGCGUCGUUUGUCAGUAGGCCCUGAAAAAAUUCACCAAGAAAAAGUACAAUGCAGGGGAGCAACUCGAUUUAUGCUCCGUUUUGUUAUUAUCCCCAAAAAAACAUCGAUUUUAUUCGGGGAAUAGCUGUAAAAAGUUUGCAAAUAGCUCAAAUCCCUUUACGAAUCGAGUACAAUUUUUGUAGAAAGUCAUCUGACCAAAUGCCUGCAAAUAUUGACUUCGACAUGCAAAGGUAAAACCCGAAUGUGUUCAUAUCUUUGUACGUAUGUCUUGAGUCUUAUGAUGUCUGCACGGAACCUUCACUCACAUGGUUUAUGUACUGGAAAAUAUGUGACUAUUCAUUACAGAGCUUUCGUGUGUUUUUGCUGAGGAAUCGAGCUAGAGAAUUUUUGGGUUUUUAGUGGUUACAUAUGCCAUGCAUAUUUGUCGUGAGUUCUUCUUUUACCCGUCCGAGUUAAACGGCUCCUUGAGCGUAGUUUCUAUAUUCGUUGAUAUUGCUCGUCAGGAUAUUCUCCAGAAAUAGUAACUGUUCUAUAUCAGGAAUCGAAAUACUUCUAUUAAUUGUGGUGCAAUGCUGUGUCUUGAUUCGAAUUUCUACCGUGCAAUUCUUGUGGAAAAUUUUACUGUUGACCUAAUGUGCCCUU